CAAUAUGCGCGGCGGCGCAUGGGCUCUCUGUGUUCGGAUGGUGGGCAGUAACGGUUGGCGGCGGUGGAGCGUCGCGGGGGUGGAGGGGAGGGUCGCGCGGCCUUUAAGGCGGCGAUAAGAUGGCGAUGGCGGCGGCUGAGGGAAGCCCAGCAGUGGAGCCGGCAGCGUCGCCGCUGACAGAGGGGAACGACGACGAGGAGGAGGCUGAGCCGCCUCAAGAAGAGGAAGAGGAGGAAGACGACGAGGCGGCGGGACCGAGCAGCGGCAGCGCGGGGUUCCGCUUGACGGCGGUGCGUCGCGAGCCGGCAGUGCGGCUGCAGCACGGCGUGAGCGGUGUGGAGCCGCUGGCUUGGUCCGAGGACCACCGCGUGUCGGUCUGCACAGCCCGCAGCAUCGCUGUCCUGGAGCAGCUCAGCGACGUCCAAGGCGGCGGCGGCGGAGGAGGAGGUGGAAGCAGCGGCGCUGACCUCGUCAUCCACCGCACGGCCGUGCCGGCCCCCGCCGCCGCCUGUCACCUCAAGGUUGGUUCCAAAAAGGAAGUUGCUGAAUGUAAGGAAAAGUUUGCCAGUUCUAAGGAUCCAACCGUGAGCCAGACGUUUAUGUUGGACAGGGUGUUUAACCCCGAAGGGAAGUCGCUGCCGUCCAUGCGAGGCUUCAGAUACUCCAGUUGGUCUCCGCUGGGCUGUGAUGCAAACAGCAGGUGCCUCCUGGCAGCAUUAACCAUGGACAACAGGUUGACCAUCCACGCUAACCUUGACAGACUUCAGUGGGUGCAGUUGGUUGACCUGACUGAGCUCUAUGGAGAGCGCCUGUUUGAGAACGGCUACCGGCUUUGUAAGGGUGAGGGUCCCAGGGUGGAUUUAGGGGACUUCUCCGAAUUCCAGAGAAGGCACAGCAUGCAGACCAUGGUGCGCAUGGAAUGGUCUGGAAUCUGCACCACCCAACAGGUGAAGCAUAAUAAUGAGUGUCGGGAUGUGGGCAGCGUGCUGCUAGCCGGAAUCUUUGACAAUGGCAAUAUUGCCAUCUGGCAGUUCCAGCUCCCAUUUAUGGGCAAGGAAUCAAUUACCUCUUGCAAUACUAUUGAAUCAGGAAUCACUUCCCCCAGCGUAUUGUCAUGGUGGGAAUAUGAGCACAAUAAUAGGAAGAUGAGUGGUCUCAUUGUUGGGAGUGCUUUUGGACCCGUUAAAAUCCUCCCCGUCAACCUUAAAGCAGUCAAGGGCUAUUUCACCCUCAGGCAACCGGUGGUUUUGUGGCAAGAAAUGGACCAGUUGCCUGUACACAGCAUCAAGAGCAUUUCUCUCUACCACCCAUAUCAGAAAUGCAGCUGUAGCUUAGUGGUGGCCGCAAGAGGAUGCUAUGUGUUCUGGUGUCUUCUUUUAAUCUCCAAAGCAGGUUUAAAUGUUCAUAAUUCACAUGUUACAGGGCUCCACUCUCUCCCAAUCAUUUCCAUGACAACAGACAAACAGAAUGGGACUGUCUACACAUGCUCUAUUGAUGGGAAGGUCAGGCAGCUGAUUCCCAUUUUCACAGAUGUUGCAUUGAAGUUUGAGCACCAGCUGAUAAAGUUGUCUGAAGUGCUUGGCUCUGUGCGGACUCACGGGAUCGCAGUGAGCCCAUGUGGGGUGUACCUGGCGGUAGUGACCACAGAAGGCAUGACCAAUGGCCUCCACCCUAUCACCAAGAGCUAUCAGGUCCAGUUUGUGACUCUUAAAACAUUUGAGGAGGCAGCAGCCCAGCUGCUAGAAUCAUCUGUCCAAAACCUUUUCAAGCAGGUUGACCUCACGGAUCUUGUCCGCUGGAAGAUCUUGAAAGAUAAGCACAUUCCACGAUUCCUACAGGAAGCCUUGGAGAAAAAGAUUGAGAGCUUUGGGUCCACUUAUUUUUGGCGCUUUAAACUGUUUCUCUUGCGGAUUUUGUACCAGUCACUGCAGAAGGCUCCCUCUGAGGCCCUGUGGAAGCCAACCCAUGAGGACACAAAAGUCUUAAUAGCACAUUCCCCUGGGAUGGGCACCAGUGAAGAUCAUCAACAAGACAAAGGCACUUCAAAACAGGGCAGCAAGCAGAAUCCAAGCGACAUAAUCCGAGGAGCAGAUGUGGAUGAUCUGGCAGAUGACUCUCUUGUCUACUCCAGUGACAUAGGAGGACGGGAGCCAAUGGAAGAUAAGCUUCUUGAAAUCCAAGCUCAGAUUGAAGCAGUUGAAAUGCAUUUGACACGGGAACAUAUGAAGCAAGUGUUGGGCGAAGUCUACCUGCACACAUGGAUUACGGAGAACACCAGCAUUCCCACGAGGGGAGUCUGCGACUUCUUAAUGUCUGAUGAAAGUUAUGAUGACAGGACAGCAAGGGUGCUGAUUGGGCAUAUCUUAAAGAAAAUGAACAAACAGACUUUUCCAGAGCACUGCAGCUUGUGCAAAGAGAUCCUGCCGUUCACAGAUCGCAAGCAGGCAGUUUGCUCCAACGGACACAUUUGGCUCAGGUGCUUCCUUACCUAUCAAGCCUGCCAAAGCCUGGUGUACAGAAGAUGCUUGCUUCGUGACAGCAUUGCCCGGAAUCCAACCCCAGAAGAUCCUGAUUGGAUCAAGAGGUUGCUGCAGGGGCCUUGCAGUUUUUGUGACUCUCCUGUUUUCUAAAGAACAAGAUUGAGAGCCUGAUGUAUGUUUUUCCAGCGCACAAAGCACCAGUCUAACCCUGGAAACUGCCUGAAGGUGCAAGCAUGUAAAUUACCCAGAAAGGAACUUUUGAGUAGAAGACAAUGAGCUGGACAUGCUUAGUGGUCCAGCAGCCCAUUUCAAACCUGAGAGGAAGCAGAAAAGCCUUCUGUUGGAAAAACUUCAGCACAGACACUUUGGAAACAGCCCUGACCCAUCCCAGUUAAGCAUUGGUACUUGACUCCUUUCUUUUCUUGUCAAGUAGGGUCUGGAAUUGGAGAAAUGCACCGGGGCUGACUUCACACCACCCUCCAGCCUGCUUCAUUUGGCAAUGGGAUGCUUUUCGUGCAAAGAUCCCAGCAGUGGGGGAUACCGCUGCUGCUGCUGCUGCUGCUGCUGCUGCUGCUGCUGCUACUACUACUACUACUACUUCAUAGGACUUCAUAGAAAUUCAUAGGACUUCAUAGAAAUUCAUAGGAAUUCAUAGAAAUUCAUAGGACAGCAGGAUUUGAGCCUGCUUUUUGCUCUUUCAUUUAUUUUUCAAUAAAUGUUUUGAACAAAUGGUGCUCACUGUGCCAGAGACAAUUAAAUAUUUAGAAAUAA
This is a messenger RNA of Podarcis raffonei (Aeolian wall lizard), 3251 nucleotides long. It is a transcript of the gene GTF3C4, whose product is annotated as general transcription factor IIIC subunit 4. Gene Ontology annotation, biological process: transcription initiation at RNA polymerase III promoter. The record is from RefSeq and is a predicted model, not a curated record. Gene Ontology annotation, molecular function: protein binding; histone acetyltransferase activity. NCBI's taxonomy places the organism in Eukaryota, Metazoa, Chordata, Lepidosauria, Squamata, Lacertidae. The coding region runs from base 120 to 2630 and encodes 836 amino acids. Gene Ontology annotation, cellular component: transcription factor TFIIIC complex. The transcript is spliced from 5 exons.